Molecule: messenger RNA, 3463 nt
Organism: Mobula hypostoma (lesser devil ray)
Lineage: Eukaryota; Metazoa; Chordata; Chondrichthyes; Myliobatiformes; Myliobatidae
Product: inosine-uridine preferring nucleoside hydrolase-like
Molecular function (GO): hydrolase activity, hydrolyzing N-glycosyl compounds
Source: RefSeq, a predicted model, not a curated record
GGGGAAACGCCGACGGGCUGUGUGCGAACUUCGCCAGCGUUCAAUAAAAAAGGGGAUACGACUGGACAGCAACAAUUAACCAGAUCCAGAAAGGGCACGUGAUUGACUUUUUUCCUUCACCUGGCACUGGUGCUAAAACUGGGAACUGAGCCACAUUUAUAUAAAAGAAAAGGCAACGAUGGAGCAAGUCGUGAUACCAACUGAAUGCCCCCUGGAAAAGAAGCUGUUAAUCUUGGACGUUGACGUUGGGGUGGAUGAUGCCCAGGCGAUAAUGGUGGCUCUUGCAGCUCCGAAUGUUUGCAUCCUGGGAAUAACCUGUACUCACGGAAACACGAGCACCGAAAACGUGUGCAGGAACGUGCUGCGAGUGCUGAAGCUGUGUAACAAGAUGGAGUUUAAAUUACUAGAAAGACUAACCUACGAGGCUAAUAAUGAACUUUGCACAACCUCGCUAUCCAGCGUCGAUACCUUAUUCAUGAAAUCUAAAGCAUCCACCUACAAAACAUGUCAAAUCACUGAUAUUCUAGGUUUACAAACAACCAGAGGGAAUGUAAGAGUCUGUGGCGAGUUCAACUUUGUCACAGACCCAGAAGCAGCUGCCAUUGUCCUCAGCCACUUUACCUGUCCCACUCACAUUGCAACCUUGGAAUACAGCCUUCGCCAUCGCCUGCCCUGGGAUUUUUAUCACAAGUGGGUGAAUCAAGAUACCAAAAAGGCUCGGUUUAUAAAGAAGAUAUCUGCGCAUACUGCCAAGUUUGCCCUGGGCAACCAAGGCAGCAAGGAACAGAUUUUUGGGCUUGGCUUCGUGUCCUGUGAUUCCUACGCAAUGGCUGCCGCCAUUGAUGAUUCAGUGGUGACUGAAAGAGCUAAUUAUGGGGUGAGUGUGGAAAUGAGUGGAUCGCUGACCAGAGGCAUGAUGGUCGUAGAUACCCUCGACAUCCUGAAACUUAAACACAAGGCUGUCAUGGAAUGUGAUAUGGAAAAGUUUAAGCAGCUGCUGACUGAUGCUCUGAAUUAAGGUGCAACACAUCCCAAAUGGAAGAACAAAAAGCCAGCAAAUGCCAGAGCUACAAGUUACAUUUGACGUCAAUGCUAGCUUUAAUUCAUGAUUGGUCAGGGCACGAAGGGAUAUGGGGAGAAGGCAGGAGAUUAAGGAUGAGAGGAAGAUUGGAUCAGCCAUGACAAAAUAGCGUAGCAGACUUGAUGGGCCAAAUGGUCCCACUCUGCACCUAUAUCUUGUAGUCUGAAUGGAAAUUAUGAAUAAUUUCAAUGUUAAUGAGGUAAUGAUACCUUACAAAUGUGACUGAAAUUGGUGGGUAUUCUAUGCUUACAAUAACUAAUAACCAAAACGUUCAUAAAGGCUUUAGUGACAAUGUGAACUACAGAUAAAAUAUUGAGUGGACCUGUUGUGGAAAUUUGAUCAUCUUCUCAAAAUGGGGAAUAAUUGCACAGAACUUUUCCAAGGGGGUUAAACAGAAGGUGUGGGGAGAAUGGAAUGGAGUUGACAUUCUUGUCCCAUAAGUUCCUCCAAAUGCACCGCUGACUGAUGCUGAAACCUUCAUUUAGUGUUUUGUUACCUCCGAUGUUGACCAUUCCAAUGCCACACUGGCUUGCAUCCUGAUUCCUGCCACCAUUACAUUAAGCACCUCCCUGCCAAAUGUUAUCUCCUUAUCACCCUAUGGUUAUUGGCCUGUCAGCUUUUCAGUUUCAAUACUUUACCUACACGUACUCCCUCCCUCGCACCUCCAAAGUUUCAAUGUUCUCUACCACUGCCACCUCCACCAUCCCUGCAACCUGUCUCGGCACAGUGAAGACCAAACACUCUCGAAGUCCCUUCCUAGUCCUCUUCACUGAAACACUCUCCUUCCCUCCUUGUGGAGAUAUUAAUGGACAUUUUAUAUCAUAGAAUCAUACAGUAAUGUAGUAAGGAGCCAGGCCCUUCAGCUCUGUACUACUAAGAUUCCCUUUACGCUAGUCCAAUUUGCAUGUGGAUGUGGAGACAAUGUUUCCAUUAGUGGCCGAGUCUUCAACCAGAGGACACAGCCUCAGAAUAGAAAGACGUCCCUUUAGAACAGAGAUGAGGAGGAAUUUCUUCAGCCAGAGAGUGGUGAAUCUGUGGAAUUCAUUUAUUGGGUAGACAUAUUUAAAGCAGAGCCUGAUAGGCCCUUGAUUAGUAAGGGUGUCUAAGAUUACAGGGAGAAGGUAGGAGAAUGGGGUUGAAAAGGCCAGGGCAUCCAUAUACCCACUCUGACAAUGGUAGGAGCCCAUGGCAUAAAAAAGGUUGGGAAACUCUUUUCUAAAUCUUUGCUAUCAAUGUACCUAUCAAAAUGUCCUUUACAUUGUACUUGCCUCUACCAUAUCCUUAUUCCAUCCACAAACCACCUUCUGUGUGAAGAAGUUGCCCUUCAAUUUCCUUUUAAAUCUCACCCUCUGAACAUUCACCUUAUUUAUGCCCCUCAUUAUUUUAUAAACUAUGAAGUCACCUUUUGUUUCCUACAUUCCAAAGAAUAAAGUCCUAGCUUGUUCUACAGCUGUCACUCAGGGCCUCAAGUCCUGGCAAUAUUCUUGUAAAUUUUCUCUACACUCUUUCCAGCUUAAUGACAUCUUUCCUGUAACAGGGUGACCAAAACUGUGCACAAAACUCUAGAUGCGGCCUUACCAAUGUCUUACUCAACUGCAAUAUAACGUCCCAACUCCUGUACUCAGUGUUUAACCGGUGAAGGUUACCUGCUUCAGCACCGUCUACAUGCUCUGCCACUUUCCAGGAACAAAGUACUUGUAGUCUUAGUACUUAGUAGUAGGUAGGACUACUUGUAGCCAUAGGUCCCUCUGUCCUACAACACUCCGCAGAACCUUAAUGUUCAUGGUGAAAGUUACACCAUGAUUUGUCUUCUCAAAAGGUUAUACAUUGCACUUAUUAAACUGAAGGCCAUUUACCAUUUCAUACCCUACUAAUCCAACUGAUCCAGUCAUUACUACCAAAUUACAAGUAAUUUUUUGAUUAUUUUCUUCACUGUGUAUGAUAUCAUCAUGUUUUAGUGCCACUUGCAAACAUUUUGGUUUAGCCUUAAAUUUUGUACAUCUUAUAUUAUGUUAUCUAAUUGGCUCCGGGUAUGUUGUGUUUCAAUCAGACAUUUCCAUUUCAAAAUCAUUCUUCUUGAAAUUUCAUGCCAUUAAAUUUCCACAACAAAACCAAUAUUGCUGUGGGAAAUAACCUGCAUUUAUUCUGGUAUAGGAAAAACUAUAGCUUCAUAAAACAUGGGCUUUGCUUUCACUUGAACUGCUGAAUUCAUACUGUAUCUGGCACACAAGUACUUUGGCAAUCAAUAAAAAUUUUAUUGUGGAAUUAAACUGCUUCAAAUAUUUUCAUCCAGCUGUGAGUGGCUUCAUUGAGUUUAUUGUAAGAUUCUCUCGUUGGUUCAAAUGACCGCAAGAACAGAUGUUCGCCAGGUACUAUCAAGGU